CCCAAACCUUCAUCAGGACCUCACAAAUCAAGAGAAUGUCUCCCAUUAAUCCUCAUAUUGCGAAACCGAUUGAAAUAUGCUCUCACAUACCGUGAGGUUAUUGCAAUUUUGAUGCAACGCCAUGUUUUAGUUGAUGCCAAGGUCAGGACUGAUAAGACCUAUCCAGCUGGUUUCAUGGAUGUUGUGUCCAUUCCCAAAACAAGCGAGAAUUUCCGGCUUCUCUACGACACGAAAGGUCGUUUCCGUCUUCACUCAAUCAGGGAUGAAGAGGCUAAGGUUUUUCAAGCUUUGUAAGGUACGCUCAGUGCAGUUUGGGCAGAAGGGAAUACCUUAUCUGAACACUUACGAUGGGCGUACAAUCCGUUACCCUGAUCCUCUAAUCAAGGCAAACGACACCAUCAAGUUGGACCUUGAGUCAAACAAAAUUGCUGAUUUCAUUAAGUUCGACGUAGGAAAUGUUGUGAUGGUGACUGGUGGAAGAAACAGAGGGCGAGUGGGAGUAAUUAAGAACAGAGAGAAGCACAAGGGAAGCUUUGAGACCAUUCACAUUCAGGAUGCAACUGGGCAUGAAUUUGCCACUCGGCUUGGCAAUGUGUUUACAAUCGGGAAGGGGACGAAGCCAUGGGUGUCCCUCCCUAAGGGCAAGGGUAUCAAACUAACCAUCAUUGAAGAAGCCAGGAAGAGGCUUGCUAGCCAAGCAGCAGUUACCGCUUAAGAGUUCCGAGUUAUUACUAAAUUGUAGCCUUGAGUUUUUUAAUCAUUUUUGGUAGACACAUACCUUUCUCGAAUUUGCUCUCCUAUUAUGGCUAAGUUUGUAUUUUGAGACAAUUUAUUUCUACCAGAAUUAUCGGUGAGGUCGUUGCUUCUUUGAUUUUGUUUUAAAGAACACUUUUGGCGUAUUCGUAGUUGUGUAAUGUGUUGUGACUCUGCUCUAUAGCUUCAAUGAUCUAAUCUAUGGUCAUUUUUUCUAUCA
This is a messenger RNA of Cucumis melo (muskmelon), 973 nucleotides long. Its product is annotated as 40S ribosomal protein S4. Gene Ontology annotation, cellular component: ribosome; cytosolic small ribosomal subunit. Gene Ontology annotation, biological process: translation. NCBI's taxonomy places the organism in Eukaryota, Viridiplantae, Streptophyta, Magnoliopsida, Cucurbitales, Cucurbitaceae. The record is from RefSeq and is a predicted model, not a curated record. Gene Ontology annotation, molecular function: RNA binding; structural constituent of ribosome. The transcript has 3 exons. The coding region runs from base 134 to 715 and encodes 193 amino acids.